Saitoella complicata NRRL Y-17804 is the source of this 1220-nucleotide messenger RNA. RefSeq lists its product as uncharacterized. The transcript has a single exon. Lineage: Eukaryota; Fungi; Ascomycota; Saitoellomycetes; Saitoellales; Saitoellaceae. The record is from RefSeq and is a predicted model, not a curated record. Bases 268 to 918 code for a protein of 216 amino acids.
GACGCAACCAGAGCGAUGACAUCGGACAAAAUAACAACGAGUAUAGAUUUCUUUGCUUGACAUCGCAUCAUUUUUACUGCCUCUGUCUGGCCCGUCCCUUGAUACCCGUUUGAUCCGCUCCGACGUCAUGGUCGAUAUCGAUCCGUGGACCAUGUGAAACGGAUCAGCCAUAACGUAGGAUUUUGGCAGAAACUCUAAUCCCGGUCGAAUAAAUAGGGGUCCUGGACACCUCUCUGCCGACGGAUCAACCCUGUCGAGUCGCUCAGCAUGUCCUCCACCAGCGCCGUCAUCGACUACACAGACUUCUGGUCCAAAGCGCACAUUCUCCACCCCUUCACGACCGGCACAGCCGCAAUCCUCGCCCUCUGGCUCUGGAUCCGCAUAGCCUCAAACCGCACCCUCUCCCCCUCCACAACCUUCGACUGGAUCGCCUCGGUCUCUCUUGGCUCAACACUUUCCCGAACUAUAACAUCUACCCAACCUGCUUUGAAUCUGUGCCGGGGCUUGUUCAGUUUAUUGGUGAUUUUACUGUUUCAGGCGGUGUUGGAUUGGCUUUUGGUUCUGUUUCCACGGAAGCUGAAUUGGAUUCGGAGUCCGCCUGUUAUGGUCGUUUGUCGGGGACGGAUGUUGCAGGGAGUCAUGAAGGUAAAUCGGAUUGCUGAGGCGGAUAUCUGGAUUGCGAUGAGGUCGAAGGGAGUUAGGGCGGUGAAGGAUGUUGAGAUUAUGGUGUUGGAGGCGACGGGGCAGUGGUCGAUUUAUCCGAGGAGUGAGGACGUGGAGAUGGUGGAGGCUUGUUUGAAUGUUCCGGGGUAUGUGAAGUGGUUACAGGAAAACGAAGGAUCUGGGGUUAAACAAGCUGGGGGUAGACGGGUCCAGGAUUUGAGUGAUGGAACAUUACGGGAUGAUGAUGUGGUAUGAUCUCAGGACCCAUCGAGGUUGCGCUUUCAAGCAAAGAAUUAAAGCAGAAUCUCAUAAAACAUCGGACGUCCCAUUUCGUCCAAAGUCUCACAGUGCAUUCCCACGCCGACCCUCCGCCUUUGCCCCCAUCGAUUUCGCCUGCUGCACCGUCCGUGCUGUCAACGCGCGACUCAGACAUCCCACGCAUUAGCACACCCGCCUUUUCCGGACACCACCAGCUCUUGUAUGGAGAUCUAGAAAGUCGAUUGCUCAUACUGAUUCCAUGAUUGGUCCUCGGCCGUUGCUAGAUUUUUGCCCCCCCC